Paramuricea clavata is the source of this 1671-nucleotide messenger RNA. The record is from the annotation of a GenBank genome assembly. Lineage: Eukaryota; Metazoa; Cnidaria; Anthozoa; Malacalcyonacea; Plexauridae.
AUGGAAAAGCAGACAAAAAUUCGAUACGGCACUGAAAAGGCGAUUCAAUAUAUUCUGGCACCCGGUUCGGAUUCUGAACUGUCAGAGCUUGAAGAUGAUGAUGAUUGUGUGGAUGAAGUUGCAGCGAAUGAAUGCUGUGAGGCUGAUAAUCCAGAAUCAGAUGAUAGUGAUGUUGAUGAUAGUGAAGAAACUACCCCAGUUUUCAAGUGGAAAAAGAAGGAACCGGAAGCAAUUGAUGUAUCCUUUUCAGGGGCAGAAUUUACCCUACCUGAUAAUGUACAUGAACUGAGCCCUUUUUCAUAUUUUAAGAUGUUUUGGGAUGACACUAUUACCCAAAACAUUGUUGAACAAACAAAUUUGUAUAGUGUUCAACAAACAGGCAGCAGCAUUUCUACCACAAAGGAUGAAAUUGAAAAGCUGAUUGGUCUGCAAAUGAAAAUGGGCAUUGUAAAAAUGCCAAACUAUGAACUUUACUGGGAAAAGGAGUUGCGUUAUGAGCCAAUUGCAUCUGUUAUGCCAUCAAAGCGGUAUAAGAAGCUGCGACAGUUUCUUCAUGUAAAUGACAAUUCCAAAAAAGAUGACCCAGACAACAAAGACAAUCGUCUAUAUAAGGUGUUGCCAGUAAUUGAAGGAGUUCGACAAAAUUGUCUAAAGGUUGAGCCAGAGAUUUCUCACUCUAUUGAUGAACAAAUCAUCCCAGCUAAGACUAAAUAUAGUGGAAUUCGGCAAUAUAACCCGAAGAAACCAACUAAAUGGGGAUUUAAGAACUUUGUACGAGCUGGAAAAAGUGGUAUGAUCUAUGACUUCUUUAUUUAUGCUGGUGCCAAAAGUACUGGUCAAGAGAAAUGCACAUCGGAGUCAGUCGUUUUAAAACUUUGUGAAAGCUUGGCAAAGAACUGCAACCACUUGCUAUUUUUUGACAACUGGUUUGCAACGUUACCUCUUAUGUUGAAGCUGAAGUCUCUAGGCUAUCCCACCACUGCAACAGUUCGAGCUAACCGGAUUGCCAAAUGCCCUCUCAAGAGCGAGAAACAGCUGAAGAAGGAUGGUCGGGGAAGUUUUGACUACAGAACAGAUGAUACUUCAUCAAAAAAGGUGAAAAGAUGGGAUGGUAAAGCCAAGAAACAUGUUGACGUUAAGUGCCCAGAUGUUGUGUGCCAAUACAAUGAGUCCAUGGGUGGUGUUGACUUGGCUGACAUGCUGAUUGCUCUGUAUCGCACAAAGAUCAAGACGAAAAGGUGGUACCUUAAAGUCUUAUUCCAUUGUGUCGAUAUUGCCAAAGUGAAUGCCUGGAUUUUGUAUCGUCGCCACUGUGAUAUGGGGAAGGUGCCAAAGAAGCAGCAGCAGCCACUCCUAGACUUCAACAUAGCAAUCGCUGAAAGUCUGAUUAAGUGUGGCAAGUCUGGAAUGGCAAGGAAACGUGGUAGACCAUCAUUGGAAGAAGCUGAGUUGAGAGCAACAGCUGAGAAGAGAGGAAGAAAGCCAGACACGCCUUUGCCUGCCAAGGUUAUUCGGUUAGACAGCUCGCAUCACUGGCCUGAGUAUAAAGAAUCAAAGAACCGUUGUCGGCAUUGCAAACUUGGGUUCAGUAGAGUGUACUGUGACAAGUGCAAUGUCUGUCUGUGUCUUAGUAAUGCACGAAACUGCUUCAGAGAUUUUCACACUUUGUGA